AUGUCUGCGCCGCCGCCGGCGCCGAACGGCUCCGCCGCGUCUGCCGCGGUCGCUUGCUCUCUGCCUCCUCUGCUUCCCCCCAGUUACCCGUUCAGCUCGUUUUCUUCGCCGUCGCUGGCGCUCUCCGCGCAAGCGCGGGCGCUGCUUCCUCUGCUUUCGUCGUCUCUCCCUGCGUCUGGGACUUCCCUGCAGAAAAAGCCGCGAAAAAAGCGGAGACUCUGCGACUUUGUGACUCACGCGUCGGCCGCUUCCUCUCAGGCCUCUCCUCUUAUUCCGCAGGUACCCUCGGGGGGGCACUUGCCCCCCGCGUCUGCGCUGACCGUCACAGACAAUCGCUUCCAGUUUUCUUUUGAGCCGUCCCUGGAGCAGCAGAAGCAAGAGGAAGUGCGCCUUCUCAAUGAACAAGGCAUCGCGCGGGCAGACUGCGUCAGCGGCAGACAAUGGGGGAGACACACAGUUGUCUGCAGACACUGGUGGAAAGGCAUGUGCAUGAAGGGCGAGUUCUGCGACUUCCUUCACCAGCUGAUUUACCACCGCAUGCCCGCGUGCCGGAACCAGCUUUGCUGCCCAGAUACCAGGCGAGGCUGUUGCCCGUUUCGCCACGAAGAGGCGGCGCCCGCGUCGGCGGCUGGGGGGCCAAAGGGCCCUCCUGGGGCUCCAGCGUCGGCCGCGGUCGGCGACGGGGCGAGUGCGCUUGCGCGCAGCCAGCACGAGGCAGAUGACGGCGGCAAGUUGGGCGCCGCCCAGUCUGCGUUUGCGCCCUCGCUUCCGGACUUCACCUCCACCGACUACGUGUCGGGAGGGGCUACAGGGGCGAUUCAUCAGCAAGAGUGCGUGAACUACUUCCUCGGAUUCUGCAAGCUGGGCCCCAAGUGCCGCCGAAAGCACACCGCGCGGAACCGAAGAGACAUUCCGCCGAUCCUCCCGUCUUGGUUCCUCGAGCAAAUCCUCGCGAACCCCCAAGUGUUUCCGACGGAGUUGGAUCCAGAGAGUCAGGAACAGCUGAGCCAGGUGAUUGCGCAGUGCCGGCAGCUCUCGCAGGCGGCGCGCGCGGCGGUGUCGGGCGCGUCGGGCGCCUCUCACGCUGGCCAUGGGGGGGCAUUCGCGUCGUCUCUGGGGCGGGGGUCGAGUGUCUCGCGUUCAGCCGGGGUCGGCGACGGCGCCGGCGGCUCGCGCAGCGAAAGCCAGCCGAGUGAGGGCCCCACCAGCGCCUUCCGUGCCUUGGCGUUCGCCUCUUCGACGCACGGGGCUGGGGGGGGGGGCCUGGGGCGAGUGCUGGCGGCGCAGCGAGACGAGCAUGGCGCGCCGCUCGCGUCCGGUUUGUCGUCCUCGUCAUGCGCACUUUUGGCGCCCUCCACGACGUGCGCUGUGCCGCUGCUCGUCGACCCGCUGGGGCAGCCUGCGUCGCCGCAGAGCACCAAGCGCUUCUUCAUCAUCAAAAGCAAUCGGAUGAGCAACAUCUACACCUCCAUCCAGCAUGGCGUCUGGGCGACCAGCAAAGGCAACACGCGGAAGCUCAUUAACGCCUUCAACUCCACCGACCACAUCCUGCUGCUCUUCUCCGCGAACGAAAGCGGCGGAUUUCAGGGCUUCGGGCGCAUGAUGAGCUUGCCCGACCCUCAGCUCUUCCCCGGCAUCUGGGGGCCUGUGCAGCUCAGACUGGGGGGCAACUUCCGCGUGAUGUGGCUCAAGCAGUGCAAAGUGGAGUUCGAGGAACUCGGCAAAGUUACCAAUCCGUGGAAUGACGACUUGCCACUGCGAAAAAGCAGAGACGGCACGGAAGUACCGCCCGCCCUGGGAUCUCUGCUGUGCACCGCGAUGGCUCAGAGGGCGUCGGAGGACUUGCUAGCGGGCACAGGAAUUGACCAGACGAUGCGCAUCGACCACACAACGUUUUUCGCGAUGCUGCUUCAAAACAAGCUUCUUCCCCUUCCGCCUUCUCGCAGCAUCCAGGGGACUCUGCAGCCCACAGCCCCUAUAGAGCUGCGCGAUCGAACCUUCGCGGCGUCUCAGGCGCCAGUGUUCGCGAGCACGGCAGGGGGGGGGACGGCUGGAGGAGAGGGCGGCGCCGCGUUCGGCGCGCAGCAACGAUAG
Molecule: messenger RNA, 2094 nt
Organism: Besnoitia besnoiti
Lineage: Eukaryota; Apicomplexa; Conoidasida; Eucoccidiorida; Sarcocystidae
Product: zinc finger (CCCH type) motif-containing protein
Exons: 5
Coding region: 1-2094 (697 amino acids)
Biological process (GO): regulation of mRNA splicing, via spliceosome; mRNA splicing, via spliceosome
Cellular component (GO): nucleoplasm
Molecular function (GO): N6-methyladenosine-containing RNA reader activity; metal ion binding; mRNA binding
Source: RefSeq, a predicted model, not a curated record